AUGGUCAUAAGUGGCCAUCUUCAUUACCAUGAAAGAAGCCACACAGGAGAGAAAGGUUUUGAAUGCUCAGAAUGUUGGAAAAGAUUCAGUAGACGUACUCAUCUUCAAAGUCAUCAAAGAAUCCACACAGGGGAGAAACCAUUUGAAUGCUCAGAAUGUGGAAAGGGAUUCAGUGAGAGUGGCACUCUUCAACACCAUCAGAGAACCCACACAGGAGAGAAACGUUUUGAAUGCUCAGAGUGUGGAAAGAGAUUCAUUCACAGUUCCAGUCUUCAGCGGCAUCAGAGAAUCCACACAGGGGAGAAACCUUUUGAAUGCUCAGAAUGUGGAAAGAGAUUCAGUAGCAAUGGCCAUCUUCAAGAGCAUCAGAGAACGCAUACUGGAGAGAAGCCAUAUAAAUGCUUGGAGUGCGGUAAGUGUUUUUCUAAAAAUGGCCAUCUAAGGAGACAUCAAAAGAUUCAUACUGGGGAGAAGCCGUAUAAAUGCUUGGAAUGUGGAAAGUGUUUUCCUGAUAAUGACCGCCUAAGGAGACAUCAAAGGAUUCAUACUGGGGAGAAGCCAUAUAAAUGCUUGGAGUGUGGUAAGUGUUUUCCUGAUAAUAACUACCUAAGGAGACAUCAAACAGUUCAUACUGGGGAGAAGCCAUAUAAAUGCUUGAAGUGUGGUAAAUGUUUUCCUGAUAAUAACUACCUAAGGAGACAUCAAACAGUUCAUACUGGGGAGAAGCCAUAUAAAUGCUUGGAGUGUGGAAAGUGCUUCUCUCAGAGUAGCUACCUAAUUUCACAUCAAAAGACUCAUGCUGGGGAGAAGCCACAUAAGUGCUUGGAGUGUGGAAAGUGCUUUACUCGGAACAUCAGCCUAAGGAGACAUCAAAUUAUUCAUACAGGAGAGAAGCCAUUUAAAUGCUUGGAGUGUGGAAAGUGCUUCUCUAGGAACUAUGAGCUAACUGUACAUAAAAUGAUUCAUAUAGGGGAGAAGCCAUUUAAAUGCUUUGAGUGUGGAAAGUGCUUCUCUAGGAAUGCUCAGCUAACUGUACAUCAAAUGAUUCAUACAGGGGAGAAGCCAUUUAAAUGCUUGGAGUGUGGAAAGUGCUUCUGUAGGAACUGUGAGCUAACUGUACAUCAAAUGAUUCAUACAGGGGAAAAGCCAUUUAAAUGCUUGGAGUGUGGAAAGUGCUUCUGUAGGAACUGUGAGCUAACUGUACAUCAAAUGAUUCAUGCAGGGGAGAAGCCAUUUAAAUGCUUGGAGUGUGGAAAGUGCUUCUGUAGGAACUAUGAGCUAACUGUACAUCAAAUGAUUCAUACAGGGGAGAAGCCAUUUAAAUGCUUGGAGUGUGGAAAGUGCUUCUUUAGGAAUGGUGAGCUAACUGUACAUCAAAUGAUUCAUACAGGGGAGAAGCCAUUUAAAUGCUUGGAGUGUGGAAAGUGCUUCUGUAGGAACAGUGUCCUAACUGUACAUCAAAAGACUCAUACUGGGGAGAAGCCGCAUAAGUGCUUGGAGUGUGGUAAGUGCUUUACUUGGAACGUCAGCCUAAGGAGACAUCAAAUGAUUCAUACAGGGGAGAAGCCAUUUAAAUGCUUGGAAUGUGGGAAGUGCUUUACGUAUUUUAGUUCACUAACUGUCCAUCAAAGAGUUCACACAGGGGAGAAGCCAUAUAAUUGCUUGGAGUGUGGAAAAUACUUCUCUUGGAAUGGCAACCUAAAAGCACAUCAAAAGAUUCAUACUGGGGAGAAGCCAUUUAAAUGCUUGGAAUGUGGAAAGUGCUUUUCUGGGAAUGGCCAACUAAGGUCACAUCAAAAGAUUCAUACUGGGGAGAAGCCAUUCAAAUGCUUGGAAUGUGGAAAGUGCUUCUCUCAGAAUGACACCCUAAAAACACAUCAAAAGAAUCAUAUUAGGGAAAAGCCAUAUAAAUGCCCUGAGUGUGGAAAGUGCUUCUCUUUCAAUGGCCUAACUUCACAUAAAAAGAUUCAUACUGGGAAGAAGCCAUACAAAUGUUUGGAGUGUAGGAAGUGCUUCUUCCAGAAUAGCCAUCUAAGGACACAUGAAAAGAUUCAUACUGGGGAGAAGCUGUAUAAAUGCUUGGAGUGUGGAAAAUGCUUCUAUCAGAAUUGGGAGCUAACUAGACAUCAAAGGUUUCACACAGGGGAGAAGCCAUAUAGCUGCUUGGAGUGUGGAAAGUGCUUCUCUUGGAAUGUUCAACUAACUGCACAUCAAAAGAUACAUACUGGGGAGAAGCCAUAUAAAUGCUUUGAGUGUGGAAAGUGCUACUCCUGGAAGAGCGGCUUGACUGCACAUCAAAAGAUUCAUACUGGGGGGAAGACAUUCAAAUGCUUGGAAUGUGAAAAGUGCUUCUCUUGGAACAGCACCCUAAAAGAACAUCAGAAGAUUCAUACUGGGGAGAAGCCAUUUAAAUGCUUGGAAUGUGGGAAGAGCUUCUCUCGGAAUGGCCAACUAAGGUCACAUCAAAAGAUUCAUACUGGGGAGAAGCCAUUCAAAUGCUUGGAAUGUGGAAAGUGCUUCUCUCGGUAUAACACCCUAAAAACACAUGAAAAGAUUCAUACUGGGGAGAAGCCAUAUAAAUGCUUUGAGUGUGGAAAGUGCUUCUCCCAGACUUGCAGCUUGACUGCACAUCAAAAGAUUCAUACUGGGGAGAAACCAUUCAAAUGCUUAGAGUGUGGAAAAUGCUUCUCUCUCAAUGGCAGCCUAACUACACAUCAAAAGAUUCAUACUGGGGAGAAGCCAUUUAAGUGCUUGGAGUGUGGGAAGUGCUUCUCCUUUAAUGGCAGCCUAAGGUCACAUCAAAAGAUUCAUACUGGGGAGAAACCACAUAAAUGCUUGGAGUGUGGGAAGUGCUUCUCCUUUAAUGGCAGCCUAAGAGCACAUCAAAAGAUUCAUACUGGGGAGAAGCCAUUUAAAUGCUUGGAGUGUGGAAAGUGCUUUUCUCGGAAUGACUUCUUAAAAGCACAUCAAAAUAUUCAUACUGGGGAGAAGCCAUUUAAGUGCUUGGAGUGUGGGAAGUGCUUCUCCUUUAAUGGCAGCCUAAGAGCACAUCAAAAGAUUCAUACUGGGGAGAAGCCAUUUAAAUGCUUGGAGUGUGGAAAGUGCUUUUCUCGGAAUGACUUCUUAAAAGCACAUCAAAAUAUUCAUACUGGGGAGAAGCCAUAUAAAUGCUUGGAGUGUGGAAAGUGCUUCUCCCAAAGUGGCCACCUAAGGUCACAUCAAAAGAUUCAUCGUGGGGACCUCCGGUGAGGAAUGAGGGUGGGCUGAAUUAAGGAACGACACGGUCCAGUUUGGAGAAAUCCCGCAGCUGUUGAUUGGUCUCUCUGGGUCUUAAAAGAUGAUGAAAAGGUGGCUCCUUUUGUCCAGUGUCAGGAGCUCUCCGGGUUUUCCUACAGAGUUCUUGUUUUAGCUCAGGGCUAGAGUCCUGGAGAUGUGAGAUUUAUGAUCCAGCUCAGGGCCCUGCCAAAGUCUUUUGGGGGGGGGUGGGGAAUGCAGCCUGUCCCUUCCUCCCAUCCUAAACUUCAAAGGAGUGCUCCACUGCUCUUGAUAAGGAGUGACUUUCUUCUCCAGCAAAGCUGCCCGUCUCUCAGACACGUCGGUGGGGAAAAAUAAACCUCUCUCUUACAGCACUUUCCAAGUAGUUGGUUUUCUGAGACUCUGGUGCAAGAAGCAUUUGAACCAGAAAAUGUUAUGGAGGAAUUCUGAAAACGAAACUUUGGCUUACCUGAAGGUUUCUUCUCUUUGGUGGGGCGAAAUCAUCCAGUUAUUUUUCCCUCCCCAAGAGGUUGUUGUUACACCUACUUGAAAGGUUGGCUCUUUUUUUCUUUUCUUCCCCUUUUGCAUGGUUGGAUUAAUAAAGUCGUAUUACUUG
Heteronotia binoei (common prickly gecko) is the source of this 3871-nucleotide messenger RNA. RefSeq names its product zinc finger protein 208-like. The coding region runs from base 1 to 3249 and encodes 1082 amino acids. NCBI's taxonomy places the organism in Eukaryota, Metazoa, Chordata, Lepidosauria, Squamata, Gekkonidae. The transcript is spliced from 7 exons. The record is from RefSeq and is a predicted model, not a curated record.